This is a messenger RNA of Tripterygium wilfordii, 987 nucleotides long. RefSeq lists its product as uncharacterized. The transcript is spliced from 2 exons. NCBI's taxonomy places the organism in Eukaryota, Viridiplantae, Streptophyta, Magnoliopsida, Celastrales, Celastraceae. The record is from RefSeq and is a predicted model, not a curated record. The coding region runs from base 249 to 974 and encodes 241 amino acids.
UUAGUGUAAACAUGUUUGAUUUCUAUGAGGAAUCCCUUGCUAGAAUCAGAUUAAUGUCUAAUGAGCAGUAGCUUGAUCCUGAUAAUUAGUUAUUCAAGCUUUGAAAUGUUUUUUUUUCUUCUUAGUCCGAUUCAGAUCUAAGGAUCUCAAAACUGACAAUGUAAUCUUCUGUGCAGCAAGCUGUUGAUUUAUCAGUCGCAGCUCCCACAAUUGCUUCUGCUGCUCUGUAUGGAAGGUCCGGUGAGCUAAUGGAAAAAUGUGUUGCAUUUGCAUUGGCAAAAUUGCUUCUGCUGCUCUGUAGUUGUGCUCAGGGGAUGAAUCUGGUCCUUGCAAAGAGUAUUGAGCAGGGUUUGAACUUGAAACUGAGGGAACUGGCUAGGAUGAGGAAGAGGGAUUGCAUCUCUCCCUCUCCGGACAGAGACAUUGAUUAUUCAAGGGCACAAGAUGAUCAGGACAGUACAAGCCUUGAUUUGGAGAUGGGAACAUCUCUUGAGAAUCUGACACAUGAUCAAGCAUUAAUGGAGAUUUCUCCAACACCAACAAAAGAAGAAGAAGGAGGAGAAGGAGGAGGAGGAGGAGGGGAUGGAGAAGAAAAGUUGUCCGAGAAGAAGAGCAUCUUUGACUCAUUGGACAAAACACUUGUGACGAUGCUUUUCACUAUAACCAUCACAAUGGCAGGUUCUGUGUGGGCUUACGAUGGAAAAGGAGACUUGAAGCUCAACUCUUUCCCUUUCCAUUCAUUCUUCUUCAUCGUGAUGCUCAGUUUCUAUGUCUCCCUCAUUGGAAUCAUCAUCAGCAAUAGGUUUCCAUCGGUGGCUCGAGGGUUAUACGUUGUUGCCUUUUUAUGCAUCAUAUUAUCACUAACCCUACUCUUUGGUGCCAUUCUUCCCGACGUGAUGGAUGUUGUGCCCUGGAUUUUUCUGGCAGUUUUGACAGUAUUAGUCAUUUCUCUAGUUUUGUAUGAAAACUGUUGAUAAUAGAGACUUG